Messenger RNA from Paramisgurnus dabryanus, 891 nucleotides. RefSeq names its product fibronectin type III domain-containing protein 7-like. The record is from RefSeq and is a predicted model, not a curated record. Gene Ontology annotation, molecular function: protein binding. Lineage: Eukaryota; Metazoa; Chordata; Actinopteri; Cypriniformes; Cobitidae.
AUGCUGCUGGAUGAUAAUCUAAAUAAAAAUGGUAUCUCUUCAGUUCCGUGUGGACCAGCACAAGUCCAUGCUGAGGUGCAGUGUCCAUCAGGAGUGUUGUCCAUGAGCUGGAACAGGACAGAAGACGCUGGAGGUUACACCACUAGCAUUGUGUCUGUGAGCACUGGAGAGCAGGUUUACUGUAACUCUACCGAACCGUUCUGCAGCGUGAGCGCCCUCCAGUGCGGCGAGUCCUACUCUGUACAGGUCAGGUCCUACAAUGGCACCUGUCUGAGCAUGCCGACUGAAUCUCUGGUGAUCAAAGAGGUGCCGUGUGUGCCCACUGACGUGAUUCUUAAACGGAUGUGUGCUAACAGCUCAGUUGAGGUCUCGUGGAAUGGCAACUAUGGUGCUCAAUCCUAUGUGGCCAUUGCCGUGGAUGACAGUGGGAACAGCUCAAAAUGCUAUUCUAACACAACCACAUGUAGCUUCACUAACCCGCGGUGUAGCAGUGUUUAUUUCAUCAGGGUGCGGGCUGUGAACAAUAACUGCUCCAGUCUGGAAAGUCAGAACGUCACCCUGCACACAGUUCCUUGUCCACCAACAAAUGUUCAGAGUAGUCUGAAUUGUAGCACUAACUCUAUUAGCGUGUCAUGGGAUGCCAGUAUUAGCGCUGUGUCAUAUAGAGGCAGAGCUGUAGGUGAAGAUGGGCACAGCGUGACAUGUGAUGUCAGCUCUCCAGCAUGCCAGUUAAAUGACCUGCACUGUGGACAGGUGUAUGUGAUUACCAUAAUAUCAUCUGAUGGUACCUGUGACAGCCCAAACAGUCAGGAGCACAGACAUAAGACAGAGAUCCCCAAACGAGUAAAGCCGUUCAAUGAAUCAGUCUGCCUAAACCCCACCUUUCGGUAG